AUGAGCUUCUCGCUCACAUUCAUGGAGCUGGCCAACAUCGCCAUCCCGCAGUGCGGGGUGGUGAACUUCAAGGCCCUGCAUCUCGUGCUGCAGGGCAUCCUGGAGCACAUCCACUUGGCCGAGCUCUCGAAGGUCCUCUCGGGGGACGAGGACUUCCUCCAGACCUCACAGAUCAUGUUCAUGCCCAGGGAAGGAGACGCCCAGCCCAUCCUCAACCCCAUGAAGCGGCUCGGCAACAUCUUCGACCACGUGGUGGAUCGCAUCAACACGAUGGAGAACAAGCUGGCUGAGCUGCAGGACCAGCCCUCGACCGCCCAGCUGCUGGCGAGCAGCAAGGGGACCGGCCAGCCUGCCCAGAACCUGUGGCAGCUCAUCAGGCUCCGGAAGAAAGUGGAGGGCAAUGAGGAGGCCCUGACAAAGUCCAUAAAUACACUGCAGGACUUGCUCACUGGCCUUUGCGGGCUCAAGACCACCACGGAAACGCUCAGGAAAGACGUGGACAUGCUGAAGGACAUGUUUGAAAAGUUCCCCUUGGAAAGACUGGGUUUCUUGUUUGAAGACCUGAGCAUGCUGAACCGUAAGAUGAGCCAGCUGUGGCGGGAAGUGAAUACCAUCCAGCACAAGAUCAGCAGCAUCCCCAAACCUGAGGACAUGGUGCUGUGGACCAACCUCCAUGAGGCCAUGUUCCCCGCCGGAGCUGCCGCGUUCAACCUGGAGCUGUCCGACACGUGGGAGGUCCCGGAGCAGCUCCUGCCUGGCGGCCCUCAGCAGCCCGAGCACCUCCAAGCUGUUAGUUACCCUCGCAUCCCACAGCCCAGCAGAACCCCCAGGCUCCUACAGAGUGCCUGGCAGUAUGAGGCCCCGGAGCUCCUACCAGAGCACGAGUCUGGCUACCAAGUUCCACUCAGUAGCGACCCGGGGCCAGGCCAGCCUCAGAUGCCCAGGCCUGAGUCUGGGCCUGGACCUGCCCCAGGCACUGGGCCCCCACCAGCCAGAGAAUGGUCUUUGCCACCCAGAGGUGGGCCCCAAGCUGUGGUGGACUCGGGCUUUUUCCAUCCUGGCCCAAGCCUGUCAAGCUUCCUACAGCAACCUCCAUUCCCGUUUUCCAGGGCUCCACCCCCAGCCACAGAGUUGGGGUCUGCAUGGCCCCGUGCAGUGCAGCCCUACCACCCUAGCCAGCAGGAGGCCCACCAGCUCCCCACUAUCGAAGAAAAGGGAGACGAACAUUAUGCCCACUAUGCGACAGCCUCUCAGGGGGGGACUCCCAGGGAUGGGGCCCCCAAGAAAGUACACCCUAUCGUCCCCCCACCUCCCGCUCAUCCCAUGAGAACCACUGCUGCCAUUGCUGCUGCUGCGGCUGCAACCUAUGCGGCUGCCGCGGCCUCAGCAGCCAAAGCGGCCAAGGCUGCCGCCGCCAAGGAGGUCAAGGUUGCCCCCGCCACCAAGCUGGCGGCCGCAGCAGCCGAGGGAGCUGCCGCGGGGCCCCUCAGGGUGUAUGCAGAUGUCCUGGGCGCGGGGUCCUCCCGCGGGGCAACAGGAUCCCUGGCCUUCAGCGAGGACAGUGAGGAGCCGGAAGAUUCGGACACGGACUCUCCCCUGUAUCGUGCUGUCAGCCACGCUCCCGGAGUGACCCUGUCCCAGGCCACGCAGGCCGUGUCCCCUGACGACAAGAAGAGGGCUGUCAAGAAUUCCUUGGGCCACAUGGCCCAGAUUUCUGUCAGACACGACUCCCUGAAGGAAGAGUUCACGCGGCUAUCCAACAGCCUUCAGCAGCGCCUGCUGUAUCUAGCCAACAUGCACGACUCUUCCAAGCUCGGAUCAGCCAUGGACUUACUGCAGGAGAAGGUCAGCAGCCUUCAGAAGUCCAGGCUACAGGACAAGGAGCUGGAGCGAAUUUGGGGCCAUCAGAUAGAGGACAUGAAGAGUCACUACCUGGUGCUGAACAGGACCAUUGACAAGCUCCAGAUUCGCCUGGAUGACUUCAAGACUCUCCAGGCUCAAAUCAGAAUGCUGGACAAGAACAAGGUGAAUAAAAGCACCCUGGAGCAGGAGCUGAAGGAGAAAGCUGACAGGAGUGCCCUGGCUAGCAAGGCCAGCAGGCUUGACCUGGAGACGGUGGUGACGGAGCUGAACGAGGUGGUCCAGGGCAUACUUCUCAAGGCUGUGAGUCAGGAGGAAGACUGGAAGAAGUCUGUGGAGCAGCUCAGGAAGGACCUGGCCACCAAGCUCGUCCACAGUGACCUGGGCCCUCUGAAGAAAGAAAUGGAAGAGAUACGGACAGUCAUCGCAGAGCUGCUGACGGAGGGUCUCCGAUUUGACCCAGACAGCGCUGCCGGCUUCAGGAAGAAACUGUUUGAGCGGGUGAAAUGCAUUUCCUGCGACCGGCCUGUGGAGAUGAUGACCACUCCGCCUCUGAUCACACUCCGUAAGGCUCACCUGCUGGCGCGGCUCCGGCCGGCCAGUGCCAACAGCUACGAGUACCUGCAGCGGCAGCUGAUGAGGGAACAGCAGCAACUGCAGCUCCAGGAAGAGGGUCUGGACCCCCUGGGCUCCAAGCAGGACUGGGGCGACGGCCCCCAAAAUGAUACCACCAGCAGGCUCCAGUCAUGUGACCUAUCCACCGUCUACCCUUAUGGGGACCCCCAACUAGUGGACUAUGACUCUGCUGAGGUGGACAUCUUGGGAGUGGACGGGAUCCUCUACAGAGGCCGGAUGAGCAACCAGAGUGGGGCUCGGGCCACAGCCACCGUGGAGAAGGAGCUGACAGCCAUGAAAGUUCCGGGCCCCCCGCCUCGGAACCUGCAUGACCGAGUGCGCUCCAGUGCCCUAUUUGGUGCCGUCCACCCCUCCCCCGGCCCCCACCCCGGUGCCAGCUCAGCCACUUCAGGCUCUCGCCCAGUGAUGCCGGCCAGGCCACCAUCCCUGCCACCCCUGCUGCCGCUGACUUCAUCCACGCAGGACCCCCAGCAGGCGCCAGGACUCACCAGGAACUUGCGACCUCUGCAUGUCAAGUCCAGAGCCAGCACACAGCCUGCUGGGGAAGCUGCCCAUCCGUCUGUGUCCAAAUGAGGCCGGGCUCUCCCUGGCCCAGGUCACUUGCCUGUCCAGGCCGCUUUCAGGAGCACGGCUGGCAUAGGCCCAGCCCCCACCCCCAUCACAGAUGAGGUUUUUUGGCAACUUGUGCCCAGAAUAAAAUCUGUUUUUUCUAAUUGUGGGUGAGAAGACUGUUGU
Messenger RNA from Lepus europaeus (European hare), 3231 nucleotides. It is a transcript of the gene C21H16orf96, whose product is annotated as chromosome 21 C16orf96 homolog. The record is from RefSeq and is a predicted model, not a curated record. Bases 1 to 3069 code for a protein of 1022 amino acids. Lineage: Eukaryota; Metazoa; Chordata; Mammalia; Lagomorpha; Leporidae. The transcript has 17 exons.